GUUUGGGAGGCGGAGGCAGCGGCAGGAGUCAGAAACUCUGAAUAAGGUAUCCACCUGCCUGCUCUUCCUCACUCCGCUGACGAGCUUUCGGACUUUCCACACCGCUUCUAAACUGUAGUGAGACAGCUGCCGGCCAUAUUUGUAGAGCUCAGACUUACUUUAACUGCUCAUUAUUUGAAGCUCUCCACAUAGAUUUCCACGAACUCCACGAAGCGACCUUUUUCCAAAGGAUGGAUUCUGCUGCUUUCCUUUUGCUGGUUCUGGUCAGCGCCGGGACGCUGGUCCGAGUGAAGGGUACAGCAAGUUUGACUGCUUUGUAUGGAGAAACCAUUGUUCUACCAUGCAAUGGUGGAGCUCCAGUACCUAACGGUCUGAUGUUCAUCAAAUGGAAAUAUGAGAAAGAUGAUGGCUCACCCGGCGAUCUGUUAAUCAAACAGACCCGCAGUGACCAAGCCACAGUUCAGGCCACGGACGAUUACGCUCGACGGGUCAGCAUUAAUGAGAAAUUCAGCCUGCUCAUCACUCAGGCCUCACUCAAAGACCAGAGGACUUUCACCUGCAUGGUGGUGUCAAUUGACAGCCUCAUGGAGUAUCCCGUCUCUGUUGUUGUUUACAAGAAGCCAUCAUCAGUGCAGAUUAUGGACAAGAAUGAAGUAUUACAGAAAGAUAAAUUAACAACGGUGGGAACGUGUGUUGUGGCAGACGCAAACCCUGCAGCCACUGUCACGUGGAGCAAGAAUGGACAGCCUUUGGAAGAUAAUCAAAAAUCUGUUGUGAUCAGCAGCAGCUUGAAGCUGGAUCCUGGGACAGGCCUGUCAACCACCUCCUCCACGCUCCAGUAUGCAGCCACCAAGCAGGACGCUGGUGCGGUCUUUGCCUGUGUGUCCACACACAAGCUGAUUAAUAAUCAGAGUGCCCUGGGACCUUCUUCUGUCCACUAUCCAUCUGAGAACAUUAGUCUCCAGAUUCUGUCCCAGGGGCCCAUUAUAGAAGGAGAUAAUGUGACGCUGAAGUGUCGCGCUGAUGGCAACCCUCCACCCAGCUCCUUCUUCUUCUACAUUAAGGGCACGAAGACGCGGGUUGAAAACUCAGACAACUACACUGUAACUGCCAUCAGCAGAGAGGCUGCAGGUGAAUACAAGUGCUCACUGGUUGACAACGAGAAGAUGGAGGCCUCUGAGAACAUCGUUGUUAGUUACCUGGACCUGAGUCUGAGUCCCAGUGGAAAGGUUGUGAAGAGCGUGGGGGAAACCUUAUCUGUGAACAUGGAGACGAGUUCCUCGGGUGAUGCUAAAGUUUUAUGGAUGAAGGAUGGAAAGACAGUGAGCAGACCAGAGUUCAGUAAUUUGACCUUUGCCGAUGCUGGAGACUACAGCUGUGAGGUUUCGAUGAGUGGCCUGACACGGCGUCAGAGCUUUCAACUAGUUGUAGAAGGGGCGCCUGUGAUCACCAGCCUGACCGCACACCACGAUGCUGAUGGCAAACACCAAGUCCUGAUCUGUGAAGCUGAGGGAGUACCAAAACCCAGCGUCCAGUGGAGCAUCAACGGCACACAUGAGAAGAGCUCCUACACCAAUGGCAGGGCGAUUCAUAAGAUCACUGUAACCCCCAAGGGGAACAUGACUGUCACUUGCAACGCCAUCAACACGCUGGGAAGAGCUGACAGGACCAUCAAUAUUUCCUCUGUUUUUAAAGAAGAGAUGGAAGGAAGAGAAUCUUCAGAGGACCAGGUUCAGAUAAGGGUCAUAGUGGGUGUCGUGGCAGGAUUAAUGAUAGCUGGUAUAAUCACAGCGGGACUCAUCUACUGUCUCUACAUGAAGAAAAGACGAGGAAGCUUUAAAACAAAGGAGAUGGGAACAUCUGAGGAGAGCAAGAACCUAAAGGACAACAAUCAAGCUGUUUAAUGGCACUCAGGCUAUAUUAUGCACCCGAAGAGAGACAACUGGGGAGAAGAAGAAGUUGACAGCAGCCUUGCAACAUCAAAACAGACUCUCAGCUUGUUGCUGACUCGCUGCCUCCAGUCGACGCGUCCACAAGUCCUGCCCACAGUCUGCUGUCCCGUCUCACUGUUUAACAGCUCCACUGAAGCUGCCUCGUCUUACUGUCAUGUUCCUUGUUAUGUUUUGCUUUAUGGCAACUUCAUUUUUCCUUUGGGACACUUUUAUUGUUGUUAUUAAAUUUCUUCACAGAAUGUAAAUUCCUUGUAAACUUCAGCCUGCGUAAUUAAUUAUAUUUAUUUGUAUGCAGACGCUUAUUUUUAUUUUGAGUACACUGUGUGUGGAGAAGCCUUUGUAUGCUGUGCUCAGAGAAAAAGACACUUAAUUGCUUUAUAACCUUACUGAAACUGUCCUCAACCUCACCAUCUCAUCACCUUCUAAUUUAUGUUCUCUGAUUUUUUAAACAAUGUUUUAUAUUUGGUUUAUGGAUUUCUUUAACAGUCCUAGCUAUAGUUAGAUUAUUGAAAAGAAACAGGAUGUACACAUGGAGUUUGCUGUAGCUGUGUCCCUAAAAGACUUUAUCUGCAGUUGUGUAAAUUGGGUUUCCAAUUCCCUCGACUAAUUAGUUGUUUUUAUGAAAUCACAAUAUUUUUUCCCAGAUCGGCUCCUUUUGCAUUUUGUCUGAUGCAGAGAUUUUGAAUUCCUUCGUUUUGCAGAAAUGAAUUUGCCCGUUGUAAUUCUGUUUAAAACACUACAUUGUCUCUGCACAUCUGCUUUGAAGUCCUUGAAUAUGAGACCAUGCUUUGGAAAUACAUUUUCAGUUUGGUUUUUUAUGUUUCAUUUGUUUGUUUUUUGAUCUUAUUUAUGCUAGGUCUGAAUGCUCUGUUUUUAUAUUUUAUGUGUUUAUAGUUUCUGUGCAGCCUGUCCUGAUGGCUGCACCUGUGUUGAAUGCUGUAUUAAUAAGUUUGUUUGUAGCUCAGAGGAGUGAAGGAUAAUAGGUGGAUUGGCAGAUCAGCUGUGGUGCAUAAAGAUGGGUUUUCUGGCUCAUCCCAAAGUAAUCUCAGUGACCAGAUUGCAGUAAUGGCUUUUUACAUUUGGGGUUCUUUUUGAGCACAACUGUUCAUUUUACAGUGCAAUAACUUACUGAGUACAUUUGAUUUGUUAUAAAUGAUGACACAGAAGUAUCACUGGUCAACCUCAGCAUAAACGUUAAAGGAUGAGUACAGGUACUUUGACUCGUGCCAAAGCUUCAAAUCGUGUUGGCUAACAUGAAGGAAACAUGGGUCCAUUUGUCUCUUGGUCAGUUUUUCAAACUGUAGCAAAGAGACAUUUUUUUCAAUUUAUUCUUAUUAUUAUUAAUAAUCCCCCAUUAAUAAUGACAAUAGUUCUAUGUUGUGCACAAAUUUCUGAUGCAUAAUUCUGCUAUCAGAUGACAUCAAACCAGUAGGUCAACAUUUUUAAGCAGCAAGUCGGUCUUUUUCCUCAUGCCAUAUUUUCCUUUAUAAAUAAUCAGGUCAGCACUGAAACCAAAGAGUACAACUGUAGUGCUGUGAAUACACACAUUUUCAUACUGUUGUUGACAAUAAAUUAAAUUUAAAAUUUG
Messenger RNA from Archocentrus centrarchus (flier cichlid), 3540 nucleotides. RefSeq names its product CD166 antigen homolog. Gene Ontology annotation, cellular component: plasma membrane. The transcript is spliced from 17 exons. Gene Ontology annotation, biological process: cell adhesion. NCBI's taxonomy places the organism in Eukaryota, Metazoa, Chordata, Actinopteri, Cichliformes, Cichlidae. The record is from RefSeq and is a predicted model, not a curated record. The coding region runs from base 231 to 1904 and encodes 557 amino acids.